Magallana angulata is the source of this 786-nucleotide messenger RNA. Its product is annotated as threonine synthase-like 2. Gene Ontology annotation, molecular function: pyridoxal phosphate binding. The transcript is spliced from 7 exons. Lineage: Eukaryota; Metazoa; Mollusca; Bivalvia; Ostreida; Ostreidae. The coding region runs from base 1 to 786 and encodes 261 amino acids. Gene Ontology annotation, biological process: dephosphorylation; 2-oxobutyrate biosynthetic process. The record is from RefSeq and is a predicted model, not a curated record.
AUGUUACUGAAAAAUUUCAUAGACAAAGCCUUUUUUCGAUUUUCGGUACCAGAAGUCAGCCCAAUAAAGCGAUUUCCAGACGGAUUGAACGUGAUGGAACUGUUUCACGGACCGACAUGGUCUUUCAAGGAUUUAGCCCUUUCAUGUGUCGGCCAAUUUCUAUCACUUUAUCUGUUCAAAAUAAAUUUGAUAUAUUCAGCAACAUCAGGUGAUACCGGAAGUUCGGCCGUUGAAGCCAUUAGGGGACAGAAGUGGGUUGACAUUGUGAUGCUAUUCCCUAGAGGGCGCAUUUCACAGAUACAGGAACUUCAAAUGACAUCCGUGAUAGACGACAAUGUUCAUGUUUUUAGAGUUGAUGGGUUGGUAGAUGAUUUGGAUGCACCAAUCAAACAAUGCUUCAGAGACCACGCCUUCACCAAACGUCAUAACCUGUCCUCCAUUAACUCCAUAAACUGGGCGCGGAUCAUGGUACAGAUAGUGCACCAUAUUUACGCCUACUUACAGAUGUGCCCAACUUGUGAUGAAGUGGUUCAAAUUGUUAUACCGACAGAAUAUGCCAGAGAGAUGGGGGUUCAGUUGGAGUUUGUGUGCACAGUAACCCAAAACCAUGUCGUAGCACGCACAAUUGAAACCGGAAAUUACGCAAUUGCUGAUCACGUGGUGAAGACUUUAGCAAAUGCCAUGGAUAUCCAGAUUCCUUACAAUAUGGAGAGAAUUUGGUAUAUAUUGACGGGAGGAAAUUGUAGUCUAAUAAAGAAUCUGAUGGCACUGAAUGUUUGCAAGUAA